Molecule: messenger RNA, 1217 nt
Organism: Cynocephalus volans (Philippine flying lemur)
Lineage: Eukaryota; Metazoa; Chordata; Mammalia; Dermoptera; Cynocephalidae
Gene: RABGGTB
Product: Rab geranylgeranyltransferase subunit beta
Exons: 9
Coding region: 57-1052 (331 amino acids)
Biological process (GO): protein geranylgeranylation
Cellular component (GO): Rab-protein geranylgeranyltransferase complex
Molecular function (GO): Rab geranylgeranyltransferase activity
Source: RefSeq, a predicted model, not a curated record
GCGCGGCUCCUAACUCUACCUAGGAGGAAACAGUUUCUUUCUUUUCGCUCCCGGACAUGGGCACACCACAGAAGGAUGUUGUUAUCAAGUCAGAUGCACCGGACACCCUGUUAUUGGAAAAACAUGUAGAUUAUAUCGCAUCCUAUGGCUCAAAGAAAGAUGAUUAUGAAUACUGUAUGUCUGAGUAUUUGAGAAUGAGUGGCAUCUAUUGGGGUCUGACAGUAAUGGAUCUCAUGGGACAACUUCAUCGCAUGAAUAGAGAAGAAAUUCUGACGUUCAUUAAGUCAUGCCAGCAUGAGUGUGGAGGAAUAAGUGCUAGUAUUGGACAUGAUCCUCAUCUUCUGUACACUCUUAGUGCUGUCCAGAUUCUUACCCUUUAUGACAGUAUUAAUGUUAUUGACGUAAAUAAAGUUGUGGAAUAUGUCCAAAGUCUACAGAAAGAAGAUGGUUCUUUUGCUGGAGACAUUUGGGGAGAAAUUGAUACAAGAUUCUCUUUUUGUGCAGUGGCAACUUUGGCUCUACUGGGGAAGCUUGAUGCUGUUAAUGUGGAAAAGGCAAUCGAAUUUGUUUUGUCCUGUAUGAACUUUGAUGGUGGAUUUGGUUGCAGACCAGGUUCUGAGUCCCAUGCUGGGCAGAUCUAUUGUUGCACAGGAUUCCUGGCUAUUACUAGUCAGUUGCAUCAAGUAAAUUCUGAUUUACUUGGUUGGUGGCUUUGUGAACGACAGUUACCCUCAGGUGGACUCAAUGGAAGGCCAGAGAAGUUACCGGAUGUUUGUUAUUCAUGGUGGGUGUUGGCUUCCCUAAAGAUAAUUGGAAGGCUUCAUUGGAUUGAUAGAGAGAAACUGCGUAGUUUCAUCUUAGCAUGUCAAGAUGAAGAAACGGGGGGAUUUGCAGAUAGGCCAGGAGAUAUGGUGGAUCCUUUUCAUACAUUAUUUGGAAUUGCUGGAUUGUCACUUUUGGGAGAAGAAACGAUUAAACCUGUUAGUCCUGUUUUUUGCAUGCCUGAGGAAGUGCUUCGAAGGGUGAACAUUCAGCCUGAGCUAGUGAGCUAGAUUCAUUGAUGCAAAAGUUGGCUUAGUGUAGUUUUGCCAUCUCAACAUUUCUGUAUUUAAAGUGCUUAUCGAACCUAAAAAUGACUCAUGUUAAUAUUUUGUAUAUUGUGUUAAUUUAAUAAAUUAUGUAACUAUACAUGCUGUAAAAUAAAGACCUGUAUUGUA